AAAACAUAUCUAACAACCGGGAAAAAAGUAAAGUAGCUGGAAAGAAGCAGAGAGAUCCCUGAGGAAGUAACCCUGUUUCCCUUCAAAUCAGGUAAAAGAAAAGAAAAAGAACAAACCAGUUUCUUGUUCUUGAUUUUCUCCGAUGGAAGUUCCACGCCGCUCUUUGGCUGCUUCUAUCUCUCCUCUCCGCCUCAUCGAUGGUCUCCCUCGUCGGAGGAGUUUUAAUUAUAACCAGAUGCCUGAGGAGCCCAUCAAACUCACUGUUCUCAAACUUGAUGGAUCUUCCUUUGAUAUUCAAGUGAUGAAGACAGCAACAGUAGGUGAGCUCAAGAUGGCUGUAGAAGCUGCCUUUUCUCACUUGCCCAUCACUGGCGUUGGCAAAGUCUCUUGGCCGCAUGUUUGGGCACAGUUCUGCUUAUCCUAUGGAGAUCACAUAUUGCUUAACGAGGCUAACUACCUCAUCGAGUUCGGCAUUAAAGACGGAGACCAGCUUCGGUUCAUCCGCCAUAUAUCAAACUACUGCACCAUGAUGGUGAACCAUAAUAGCAAGACACCACAUGUUUCUUCUUUGAAACAACUCAAACUACCAUCUAGGUUCUCACUAAAAACCAAAACCUGGGAAAAGAAAGCAACACAAGGACAAGAAGACGGUGUUGAAUCCAUCACUAAGACACAACCAGGCUUUCUCUCGACUGUAUUCCUGGGAGGUUGGCUCUCUUACAAGUCAACACCAAGUCAACGAGGAACUAAACACAGAAACGUGACUGCUUCUUCUACGACGAGUCACCUCAGAGCUUUUAACAACCUCAUCGCAAGGUUUCGUUUCAGGUGUUACUCGGACAAGGAUGUCUGGAACAGGAAGAAACUCAUCUCUGAAAACAUGAAAUAAGACUCAUUACUACUCUGUCUGCUAAACAUUCUUCUCGUUUGGUUCUUGUAGAGAUUUUUAUUUUCCCAAUCUUCAUGUUUAUAUGUUUGGAGGCCUGACCAGCACUUUGUAAGAAACGAAUGAUAAGACGAGUCUUUGGUUUUUUAUAAAGAUGAUGUUAUAUG
Raphanus sativus (radish) is the source of this 1053-nucleotide messenger RNA. RefSeq lists its product as uncharacterized. The transcript has 6 exons. Lineage: Eukaryota; Viridiplantae; Streptophyta; Magnoliopsida; Brassicales; Brassicaceae. The record is from RefSeq and is a predicted model, not a curated record. Bases 143 to 889 code for a protein of 248 amino acids. Gene Ontology annotation, cellular component: U12-type spliceosomal complex. Gene Ontology annotation, biological process: mRNA splicing, via spliceosome.